CAGAGAGUUUAUUUACGAUGUCAAAGAAUUCGUCAAUAUGUACGCGUACGUUGCCGCUUACCUUUAGUCGAUGCGUUAUGAGUCGUUUCCACAAGGAAGCCUUUUUGGCGGGCCCCUUUGACUCAAAAAUCGAUUCUAGUUUCAGCCAGAUGUCUCGUGCAGUUAUGCAGUUUUUUACCUGUUUGAGUUCUACAUCAUUGAUUGCGAGGUACAGAUCCGCCUUUGCCUUCUCGUCUUCGUCCUUCCACGCUGUUACUGCCUCCGCGUUGUUCGCCGUGAGUUCCGGUUUUGCAUUCCGUCCAGUGACGUAUGGCCAUGUCUUAUUUUUGACCAUUACUGCUUGGAUACGAAUUUUCCACGUGUCAUAAUUGUCUUUUGACAAUAGAGGAAUUCGUGCCGUGUUUCCCGAAAAUUCCAUGAUUUCUUCCGUAGGUGUCGAUUAUUCCACCUAACCUCACAACUGCACGUGCUGGUUCUUUCGGUCACGAUACUUGAUUAUUUCACUACAGACUUUGUCCUGGGCCCAUAACCUGUUAGAGCAAUAAGUUCUAUUCGCAGGGAUGGUG
Wasmannia auropunctata (little fire ant) is the source of this 566-nucleotide messenger RNA. RefSeq lists its product as uncharacterized. The coding region runs from base 18 to 368 and encodes 116 amino acids. The transcript is spliced from 2 exons. NCBI's taxonomy places the organism in Eukaryota, Metazoa, Arthropoda, Insecta, Hymenoptera, Formicidae. The record is from RefSeq and is a predicted model, not a curated record.